This is a messenger RNA of Asparagus officinalis (garden asparagus), 1333 nucleotides long. RefSeq names its product transcription factor BIM2-like. The transcript is spliced from 10 exons. Gene Ontology annotation, biological process: DNA-templated transcription. The record is from RefSeq and is a predicted model, not a curated record. Gene Ontology annotation, molecular function: DNA-binding transcription factor activity; protein dimerization activity. The coding region runs from base 176 to 1075 and encodes 299 amino acids. NCBI's taxonomy places the organism in Eukaryota, Viridiplantae, Streptophyta, Magnoliopsida, Asparagales, Asparagaceae.
UUUUUCCUCGCCCAAUCAUCGACACUUGCAGCUUUGCAGAAAACCCCCACCUCUUCUAUCUAUUUCUCUCACUCUCUCUCCCGCCGUCGGCCACCAUCAUCUCCUCCCUCUCUCUCCCUCCCUCUCUCUCUCUGAACCUAGGGUUAGGGUUUCGUAGACUUCGAAGAAUCGACGGAUGGAGAUUCUCUCGAGAUCCAGUGAAGAAGACGAGGACGAGUACUUGAGGCGCGAGGGUUCCUCUCAAAGAGGGGAUUUUACGGUGAGAUUUGAUGGGAAGAAUGCGGAGCAGAAGCAGCAGCUGCUGACGCCGAGAUCGAAGCACUCUGCAACGGAGCAGCGGCGGAGGAGCAAAAUUAAUGACAGAUUUCAGAUACUCAGAGACCUCAUACCACAUAGCGACCAAAAAAGGGAUAAAGCUUCUUUCCUUCUGGAGGUUAUUGAAUAUAUCAGGUUCUUACAAGAGAAAGUGCAAAAAUAUGAAUCAUAUCCGGAUAUGCCAUGGGUAAAGACCUUUUUUAGGUCCUUAUGGAAAAAUGCACGGAACAAUACACAAGGCGCUGGAGAUGGUCAUGCAUCAGGAUACAUGUAUUCUGGAAAUGACAAUAACAUCUCUGUUGCCCCAGGAAUGCUUUCAAAUAUGCAGAAUCCUGUAGAGCCUGAAGUUUCUUUGCAAAGGCUCCUCUCGGAUUCUAAUAACGCUGCAUCCCAGUCCCAAUGGCUAAGACCAACAUGUCCAGCUGAUGAUACAGUGAACAACGAGAUGUUGAAUGGACAAGAAGAGCUGAUGAUUGAUGAGGGGACAAUUAGUGUGUCGCACAGCUACUCCCAGGGGCUCUUGGCUACACUGACUCAAUCAUUAGAGAGCUCGGGUUUAGAUCUGUCCCAAGCUAGUAUCUCUGUGCAGAUUAGUCUCGGUAAAAGAGCAAAAAGACCUGCAGCCACUAGCACUUCUAGUGCUAAGGACCUUGACGACCCUUCAUCUGGUAAUCGAGCCAUGGCGCGCUCAAUGAUAGGGAGCAGCGGUGAGGAUUAUGAACAAGCUUCAAAGAGGCAUAAAAUGCAUAACAAUAGCUAACACAUAAAUUACUCCCGUUCCUCAUGGUUAUGGCACCCCCUGUCAUCAUCCUUCUGAUCUGGGGUUUGGGUUUUCAGAGCUGGAGGGUUAUUGAUAUUGAUCUUGCUCGCAAAGGAAGCUGAACAUUUUACGCGUCCAUCCGUGAGAGAGAGAGAGAGAAGAAAACUCGAUUAUUUGCCAUGUACUAUGCGUUCUUACAAACCAAUGUGAUUUGUAUGGGGUAAUUCGGGUGCCCUCUCACCAUUACUCUUCUAUUCA